Messenger RNA from Durusdinium trenchii, 1758 nucleotides. The record is from the annotation of a GenBank genome assembly. NCBI's taxonomy places the organism in Eukaryota, Dinophyceae, Suessiales, Symbiodiniaceae.
AUGUAUGAACGCGAGUUGCGGCUGAUUUUGAAUUGCAUUCUUUUGCAACUGCUUUUCAAUGAACAUGAUCCUGAAUUCGUUCAAUCCUUAGACAAGGGCUGUGGUCGGAUGGGCGCAUCCCUUCCGUCCUUGCUCUUGGACGCAGCGAUGACAUGCUUGGUAACAGAGAAAGUGUUACCCAUCAAAAAGAUUGUCCUUCUGUUGCUGCGGGUGCUGCAGCGCAUGCUCUCUAUCCCAGACAAGGUAUUGUAUCCUGUCUCUGAAAGGCGGCAAGGCGAGACGUUAGCCUGCCAGCGCCCUCGAGUCAUGGACUUUCAAGCGUUCACCUCUCUGCACCUUCACCGAAGGCAAAUACGAUCCAAGUAUGGCGGCAGUGGUUACCCUGCGGCGGUUGAGGAAGGUUUGAAGCUGGCAGCCCAGUACGAGGAUGAAUUCUUGGCAGCGUAUGCGUUCCACCCUAGCGAGUUGGAUUUCAUGAAGGAUUCCCCUGCCCUGAGGGAUGCAUACCUCAGAUACGAGGAACUUCGUGCAAUGCCUGGUUCACGCGGCUGUGGGCGGCUACUACCGCGUGCAGCUCGAAAAGCAAGACAGAACUUGCCCCGUCCUGGUGAACUGCUACCGGCUGUGUGCCCUGAAUCACUGGAAAGUCAUCAUGCUGGAGGCCUUGACAUGCCGAGUGCAUCAUCGAGAGAGUCUAGCCUCUCUGACUCAGUGCGAUCUCAACUAUCCGUGGCCUCCGCUGUGACAGAGGUGCCCUUGGAGUUCGACGUGGCAAGAGGAGAUUUAAAGGCCACGCCGGUUGCUAGAGGCGGUGACAAGCUGGACUCAGAUGAGUCCUCUGCAGCAAUUUGGCACAGGCUCUAUGCUUCAAUGUUGCCUCGCUUAACGGAGUUGGUGGUGCUUCUCCUACGGCUUUUGCUCACCUCUUGUUCCAAUGUGGACACCUACUCGGGCAUUGUGGACUUUGCUCGCGAGCGAAAGGCAGCCGAGCAUGCCCAGGCUCACGAGUUCAACGAGGCAGAGGCUCAAAGACAUAGGGAGAUAUUGGCAGCAGCUGUGGCAGGGGUGAUCUUGAUCCUCCUUAAGUCUGCACGCCGCUUUUCUUCGGAAGACUUUGCCUUUCUCUCACAGCUGCUGGCAGAAUCCAACGGUGCUUUGGUGGUGCUAAAGUACUUGAACCAGAAUCCAGACGUGUGCUCGGGCCAGGACACCAGCGGAGAGCCACUUCCACCAGUGUUACCAUGCCUUCAAGCUGCAAGCGCUGCUGGUCGACGCUUGCCCCUGUCCUCAUGCUUUUGGCAGGCCUGCGGGACUCUGCGUUUGGUGGAGGUGCUGUAUUUAGUUUGCCGAGACUGCCCAGAGCGAGUUCGUAAAUACCUCAUCCACUAUCGGGCGCCCUUUAUCUUGAAGCGUCUCAAUCGAGUGGAGAGCCCUCAUGCUCAACGGUUGGUGCUAAAGCUGCUGAAAAAGCAGGUGAGAUAUUUGCCACGCAAAUGGAAGCAGGCCAACAUGAAAGCAAUCAGUGCAAUGUAUUUGCAGGUCACGAUGUCUCCGUUGGAAGACUGGCUGCUAAACGAAAACUUGGCAGAACAAAGCAUGGAAGGUCCUUCCGCCAAGGAGCUUGCGGCCAGCAUGGCCCGUGAGAUGAACCAGUCUGCAGACGGGUCUGCCCGGCAAAUCUUUGACGAUCCACCUCCUUCCUCAGAAGAAGGCUUAGGUUAUGUGCACGCAUUUCCUGAGUAUGAUCCGAGAAGGUGA